Messenger RNA from Acaulospora colombiana, 327 nucleotides. The record is from the annotation of a GenBank genome assembly. NCBI's taxonomy places the organism in Eukaryota, Fungi, Glomeromycota, Glomeromycetes, Diversisporales, Acaulosporaceae.
AAUGUCAAAGCAUCUCGUGUUAUAAAGAUUGAUGAUAAUUUACUGAAUUUCGCCGGUGAUCAUGUCGCUGGUACGAAGAGGCUUCACUUGAAUGAGACUACUGCCAUCCUCGACCGUGAUGUUAGACGAAAUAUCCUGGACCCUGGCGACAAAUGUUGCCUCGAGUCACGAUUUGGAUUUGGGUUAAAAUUCAUAGCAGAUCGAUUACGGAAUAAAUUCACUCAAAACAUUUUUUACUUAUUUAUAAAUGCUUUACAAUUUCAAGAGGUUUUCCAUCAAGCAUCCGUUCACCUCCACCCCCUGGUUCACAGCUUAGGAGAUGCUUGA